Molossus molossus (Pallas's mastiff bat) is the source of this 1050-nucleotide messenger RNA. RefSeq names its product galanin receptor 1 (gene GALR1). The record is from RefSeq and is a predicted model, not a curated record. Gene Ontology annotation, cellular component: membrane. Gene Ontology annotation, molecular function: galanin receptor activity. Gene Ontology annotation, biological process: negative regulation of adenylate cyclase activity; G protein-coupled receptor signaling pathway; positive regulation of cytosolic calcium ion concentration. NCBI's taxonomy places the organism in Eukaryota, Metazoa, Chordata, Mammalia, Chiroptera, Molossidae. The coding region runs from base 1 to 1050 and encodes 349 amino acids. The transcript is spliced from 3 exons.
AUGGAGCUGCUGGCCGGGAACCUCAGCGAGGGCAACGCGAGCGGGCCGGAGCUCCCCGCCCCGGACCCGCCGCCGCUCUUCGGCAUUGGCGUGGAGAACUUCAUCACGCUGGUGGUGUUCGGCCUGAUCUUCGCGCUGGGCGCGCUGGGCAACAGCCUGGUGAUCACCGUGCUGGCGCGCAGCAAGCCGGGCAAGCGGCGCAGCACCACCAACCUGUUCAUCCUCAACCUGAGCAUCGCCGACCUGGCCUACCUGCUCUUUUGCAUCCCCUUCCAGGCCACCGUGUACGUGCUGCCCACCUGGGUGCUGGGCGCCUUCAUCUGCAAGUUCACCCACUACUUCUUCACGGUCUCCAUGCUCGUCAGCAUCUUCACGUUGGCCGCGAUGUCGGUGGACCGCUACGUGGCCAUCGUGCACGCGCGGCGCUCCUCCUCCCUGAGGGUGUCCCGCAACGCGCUGCUGGGCGUGGGCUGCAUCUGGGCGCUGUCCAUCGCCAUGGCCUCGCCCGUCGCCUACCACCAGCGCCUCUUCCACCUGGACGGCCGCAACCAGACCUUCUGCUGGGAGCAGUGGCCCGACCCGCGCCACAAGAAGGCCUACGUCGUGUGCACCUUCGUCUUCGGCUACCUGCUGCCCCUGCUGCUCAUCUGCUUCUGCUACGCCAAGGUCCUUAACCAUCUGCAUAAAAAGCUGAAGAACAUGUCGAAGAAAUCGGAGGCAUCGAAGAAAAAGACGGCGCAGACGGUGCUGGUGGUGGUCGUGGUCUUCGGGGUCUCCUGGCUGCCGCACCACGUCGUCCACCUGUGGGCCGAGUUCGGCGCCUUCCCGCUGACGCCCGCCUCCUUCCUGUUCCGCGUCACGGCGCACUGCCUGGCCUACAGCAACUCGUCGGUGAACCCCAUCAUCUACGCCUUCCUGUCCGAGAACUUCAGGAAGGCCUACAAGCAGGUGUUCCGGUGCCAGCUUCGCCGUGAGGCGCCCCCCGGCGAGAGCAAGGAGAACAGGAGCCGAGCGGACACCCCGCCGUCCACCAACUGCACGCACGUGUGA